AUGUCCUUACUUCAGCACACCGGUCCAUCAACGCGUUACACCGAACUAGCAGAGUUACCCCUUCCUGUGUUUGCUCAUUUUGUUGGCGGCGAUGUUGCACGCGUCACUUAUGCUGUUCGCGAUCACGAGCGCAACAUCAUACGGUCCCUCACCAAGACUAUCUCCGGGGGCAUCACUUCUGACCAUCAUAUAACCUCCCACGAUUCCCUUGAAGUUAAGGCGUUUACAACGUCUCCUUCAAAGUCUCGUCAGGCAAUCCUCCGAGAGGUUGCGAAUGGCACAAGUACGAAACGAUUUGUCGAAAUCUGGGCCGGCACCCAGAUAGAGGCUUCCUUAGAUGUUACCAAGUACCACGAUGCUUUCCAUACAGAUGAAUUCACAUCGUCGCUCUCCUUCUCCCCAUCGGAAACAUCCCUUCUAUACACCGCCGAAGCCAACGUGAACAGCGAUGACGAUCCUUCAGAUGAUCCGUACCCCAAAUUCAGAUACACCCCACACUUUGGUGAACAAUCUCGCUCCAAGAAAAGAUCCACCAUUUUUCUAUUUCGCUGGACGAGGUCCACGGCUUUCACCAAGGCCGCUAAGCAAAACAUGUUACUCUUUGCCCUUUCAUUGGCACAGCCUACCCAAGUACCCGUCCUAUUCGGCCAAGCUACUUUCGCGACGGAAGAUGUCAUCUAUGCCAGUGGACACGAACACACCAAAGAUGGCCGACUACUGGGGGUCAGGUGGUGUUUCAAUCGUCCCAUGGGCAUAUGGGAGAUCAAACUUCCCGAGUUAGCAACCGUGCAAGGGACACCUUUUGGCACUAAAAUCCCUUGCAACUCAUUGAAGCUGACUCCACCAGAACGGUCUUGCCGUUCACCUCGUGUGUUAUAUGGUAACAAUCAGACGCCCAUUAAACUCUUCUGGUUCUCAAAUCCCGUCGGCGGUCCUCAUGCAUCUUGUGUUUCUCUGGAAUCUCGCGACCUAACCACAGGUACCAACAAGGGCUAUAUCCCGAGUAUAACAUGUCCUCCAGCCCGUUUUUUGCGUCGUGGAGACCGUAUCUACAUUGUGCUCCAAUCCAUAUGGCGCUCUCGCACGACCAUCCUCUUCAUUGAUACAGAAUCAGGAGCAAUUACAGACGAGACAAAAAUACACAAUGAUGAACCUUUGUAUAGCUGGAACUUCUAUGCUACAGACGACAAGACCCGCUUCAUCUGUUCAAGGAGCACGCCUACUACCCCAUCCGAGGUAUUGCUAGGAUACUUUGAUCAACACGACAACCUCAAUUGGAAAGUCCUAGAUAAGCCAACGAUAUCUUCCGCAACUGAAAAAGCGCUCAGCGAUCUCACUGCGUCAGUCAUACCCAUCGGUGCACGUCCUCCAACAGAGACUCUUGUUAUUCAGUCCAAGAAAGCUUCCACAACACCUGGCCCGAAACCCAUCUGUGUUACCAUUCCACACGGAGGACCCCAUGCAUCAUCGACAACAGCAUUCUCCCCAGCUACUGCUGCACUGGCCCUAGAAGGAUAUACCAUCUCCCUUCCCAACUAUACCGGCUCCAUGGGAUUCGGCGAGAAAUACAUCCAAAAACUCCUCGGGCACUGCGGAACAAUGGACGUACAAGACGUCUUAGAGAGCGUCAACGAGCUCAUCCGACUUGGUAUCUCAGAGCACGGACGGCAAGUCGUCCAUGGUGGAAGUCACGGCGGUUUCCUCUCCGCGCACCUGAUCGGCCAAUACCCAACCCUAUUCAACGCAGCAGUUAUGCGCAACCCCAUGGUCAGCGCAGGCGAAAUGGCAGCAUCUGACAUUCCUGACUGGGCCUACGCUGAAUUUGGGCUCCAGUUUACAUCAGACUCACUGAUGACGCCCGCUACGUUCAAAACACUAUUUGAAGCGUCGCCUGUUGUGCACGUGGAUGAUGUGCGCGCGCCUGUGUUGUUGUUGAUUGGAGAAGACGAUUUGCGUGCUGUACCGGCGCAGGGGUUGAGGUUUUAUCAUGCACUUAAGGGGAGGGAGAGGAGUGUGGAGAUGUUGUGGUUUAAGGGGGAGUCUCAUUCACUUGAUGGGGUGGAGGUGGCGAGGGUUUCGUGGGAGGCUGGAAGAGAUUGGUUCAAGAAGCUGGGGGAAAACCUAGUUGGGUGA
Molecule: messenger RNA, 2133 nt
Organism: Suillus clintonianus
Lineage: Eukaryota; Fungi; Basidiomycota; Agaricomycetes; Boletales; Suillaceae
Product: Alpha/Beta hydrolase protein
Exons: 7
Coding region: 1-2133 (710 amino acids)
Biological process (GO): proteolysis
Molecular function (GO): serine-type endopeptidase activity
Source: RefSeq, a predicted model, not a curated record